AUAAAACCAGCCUGGUGUAGUGGAGGCAGAACAGCUCUUAAUUUAACUCAAUGCAUCAGCAAGCAUGACAAACAUCCACUUCUCAGCACAUCGCCAAGACCCCCGGUUACGCAUACCCAUUUCACAAGACCCCAGCUACAGACGGACCAAUGCCACCGGUUAAAACGGAAGAUGGCCAAUUCGGGAAUCCAGCUGUUGGGGUUCGUCAGUUCGCUCAUCGGCUUGGUGGGCCUGAUCAUCGGAACUAUUCUGCCCCAGUGGAAGAUGUCUGCGUACAUCGGCGACAACAUCAUCACGGCGGUGGCAAUGUACCAGGGGCUGUGGAUGUCGUGCGCGUUUCAGAGCACGGGACAACUCCAGUGCAAGAUCUACGACUCGAUCCUGCAACUGGACAGCGCCCUGCAGGCCACACGCGCGCUGAUGAUCGUGGGGAUCGUGGUGUCCAUCGCCGGGCUGGCCGUGGCCUGCAUGGGCAUGAAGUGCACCACCUGUGGGGCGGGCGAUCGCAUACGCAAGGCCCGCAUCGCCAUGGUGGGAGGCAUCAUCCUGCUGUUGGGAGGUCUGUGUUGCAUUGUGGCAUGCUCCUGGUUUGCCCACAACGUCAUCCGAGCCUUUUACAACCCCUACACUCCCAUCAACACCAAAUUUGAGUUUGGCGCCGCCAUCUUCAUCGCGUGGGGCGGCUCUCUGCUGGACGUCCUGGGCGGUGCCAUGCUGGCUGCUUCCUGUCCCAGGGGGAAGCACGUGGCCAAGUACCCGUCUGCGGUGGCCGCGGCGGCGGCCCGAUCAGGCCCGCCCAGCGUCAGCAACAAGGAGUACGUCUAAAAGCAGGCCAGCCGUUGCCUCCGAGGGCAACAGCCGAUCCGCACUUCAGAACCUGGGGGAAAGAUCUUCCAGAGGAGGAUCGUGUUUUGAAUUUCAAUUUGGGCGGGAGCAGUUAUGGAUCGAGGGGGGAAAUAACGACUAAAAAUAUAUAUUUGAUUUUCCCCUUCAAGAGCAUUUCCCACAGUUAUCAGUGCUAUCAAUUGUUUCUUAUCCCAAUGUAUGUCGUCCUCAGUGUCACUCAUUCGCAACAUUCCACAUUUGUUUACACAUAGUCUUCAACAAUGCAUUAUAAUUACACCACCUUAUUUAAUGUCAGGCCCUUGUAGAACAUUUUUCUUAACUUUUGUAUUAUUUGUAACCGUACCGGUGGAUAAUGGCCAACUCUUGCACAUCGCUGUUAGGAUAGUAUCAUCCAUUACGUAGUCUGUUUAAUUGAAAGCAAUCAAUUUCAAUUUGGUGCUUAGAAGCCUCACUCAGGGUGGACAACUACAUUCCCCUGACAGAGAUAGAGAUAGACUGGCCAUUUAUCACUAUAAUGUUUUAUAUUAGCUGCACGGCAGCUGUGUAAUAGAGCUAGUUGUUAGCUAGGUGUGAUUUGGCACUCCUAGUGCUGUGUAUAUAAACGCCCAGCAUCUUGCUUCUACAACGUUAACCCUGUGCCACAUAGUGCUCUUCAUACCACUCUGUUAUAAUCCCUGCUCCGAUAUGAAAUACUUUUUAAUGUAGUCACUGUUCUCUUUUGAGAGUGUACGAGAGUGUGUAUGUGUAUAAGUCAAAUAUACCACUGAGCUAUACUUAAAAGAGAAGUGUAACGUAGUUUGGUUCUAUACUGGUAUCCACUUACAGACAGAAACCCCUGAAUUUGAUGUUUUUUCAAGUUCGGAAAAACUUGUACAAUUAGCAAAUAAAAAAUUGUGACAGGUAAAAGGUACAAAAUUGUCAACUAAUGCACAUUUCUUCAAAUACAGUUAUGCUUUUGUGCUUUAUGUCAUUUGAAAAUCCUCACAUAGCCUAUUAACUCCUUUUUCUUAGCAUAUAUCACUGGCCAUUGCAUAAAACCAUUUUGGUAAAACAGAUUGAAAAGUUAAAAAUUUACAAACUGCCUCUGCUAGAUGACAUAGUAUGAAGUCGGGUUCAUUGAUGGUGGUUUUGAAGUUGUCGUCGUCAGUUGCAUUCUUACAAGGAGUGAAAAGCCGUAGGUUUUAUUUUAGGUUUUUUUUAAUUAAAUCUUGUGUUUUGACCAGUGUCUUUUAUUUUGAUGUGUCAUAUUGUCGUAUUCUUUAAUCUAUGCAAGACUACCAAAUUUGUGAAGAAAUAAUAAACAGUUAAUAUGAGUCCACAUGACAGCACAAUGAAUACAUGGUUCAUAAAUCAAUACGUCAAUAGUCUAAGAAUAUUUCUCAAAGAAUCAUCAUUUAUUACCCAGGAUGCAUUGCAAAAACUACAUUUUCAUGCAAUUGGUAAUUUAGACAGCCCAAAGAAACACAAGUCAGUGUCAACACAGAUCAAUACAAAACUUUCAAUACACACAUACGCGCACACACACACACACAAAAAGGCAUCAUCAUCACUGGGUCUUUGUGUAAAGUCACACCUCCCAGCCUCUUAAUAAAUAAAGUCAGUGCGCUGCUCCUCCGAAAACCAUUAUAAAUCUCAUUCUUCUACCAGCUGGAGUCAAAUGGUAGUCUUCAAAAUAACGCCCUCCUGAACCACAAACGACCUUGAGUGUGUUAACAUCAGAGUGGUUUCGAAAUAGUCACAACGUAGUAAUGUAAAGAGCUGUUAACCAAUCAGUUGUCAUGCAAGGUAGACAGCCAUCACAACCAAUACAAAAAUAAAAUUAAACGUUAAGCGGUAUUCUACUUUUGGCAAAUUACCUCAUGCCACAAAUAAGCCAAAACCAUGCCACUCAGACCUCGUUGCGACAUCAUACCACCGCGUCAGCAUUUCAUACAGCUAGUAGUCUCCAGAACAAAAAUCUGUUUUCUAAAUACUAGUGCAUUGUCUCUUGGUUACAGUGUGGUUAUUUUUUCAUGACUCACACUUCAUGCAUAGAUUUGUUAAGCAGGCCUGGCGAUGGGUAGGGAUUCCCGGAGUGUGCA
Molecule: messenger RNA, 2927 nt
Organism: Gadus macrocephalus (Pacific cod)
Lineage: Eukaryota; Metazoa; Chordata; Actinopteri; Gadiformes; Gadidae
Gene: cldn7a
Product: claudin 7a
Exons: 5
Coding region: 172-825 (217 amino acids)
Biological process (GO): cell adhesion; bicellular tight junction assembly
Cellular component (GO): bicellular tight junction; plasma membrane
Molecular function (GO): structural molecule activity
Source: RefSeq, a predicted model, not a curated record